AUGUCCGGUGUUAAACGAACUCGUACAGAUGAAAUUCCAUCAUCAUCUCAGCCACAAACAACAAUCAAUACAACAAUAUCACCAAAAGUUGAAAAAACAUCUUCUCUUACUUCAAAUAUUGAAGAAGAUUAUAAUUGUCCAAUCUGCUUUGAAUUAAUCAAUGAAGCAUUCGUCUCUCGAUGUGGACACAGUUUCUGUAGUAAAUGUCUUCAAAGAACAGUUGAAUCGCUUCAUCGAUGUCCAAAAUGUCAAUUAAGUCUUCAAUCAUCCGAUAUUUUUCCAAACUAUACACUAAAUGCAAUCAUUGAAAAAUAUCGUCAACAACGUCCAUUAACUUCAACAUUUAGCAAAUAUGGUAGUAUUGUUGAACAUAUUUCAGAUAUGGUAACAAAUGUUCAUACAUUCAAUACUGAAGAUCUCGAUCGUCUUAUUUCUGCUAUUCGUCAACAUAAAGAAAAACUUGAUUCCAAUAGUGAAUAUGUUCACAAUCGUUUACUUGAGAUAUUUCUAAUGCACGUUCAUCAUGAACGAAAUGGAGCAAUUGAAUCUUUAACAAAGGAAUUAAAUAUUGUUGAUCAAGAUUUAAAACAAAUGACUAAAAGACAAAAAUGUUCAUCUUCAUCAUUAAAUGUAAAUAUUUCAACGAAUUCAAAUUCUAAACAACUUAGUGAUGAUAAUCCAACAAUAUCGUCAGAUUCAACAAUAGAUACAAAAGAAGAAUCAUCGUCAACGUCAAACGACACAACAAUAAUUAAUGAUGCAGUACCUACUUGGGUACAAACAGGUGGACAAGAUCUCCAUGCAACACCUGAUAUGAAAUCCGAAAAACAACAAGUAGGAUCAACACCAUCGAUAUCCUCGGUAUCGAUUUCACCAGCAACUACAAAUUCAUCAGCCUUAACAAAAGCUGAAUGUCGUGGAUCGAGAAUCGCUACUAGUGGAGCUGUUGUACCAGAAGAAACGAAUUCAAAUGGAUUAAUAACUAAUGAUGAUAUUGAAAAUCGAACCAAAAUAAUGAUGCGUUUUAUGGAUGAUUUAACAAAUAUUUAUUUUUCAACAAGAAAUUCAUUAAGAUUAACUGUUCAAAAUGAUGGAUCAUGUAAUGGUGACAGUGGAUUAAGUAUGUUUCGAGAUAAUUUAGCUGCUGUUACAAAAUAUUCACGAUGUAAACCCAUUGCAACUGUUAAUUUUGUUGGAGAAAAUUUUGCUCAAGCUAGUAUUGUAUCAAGUAUUGAAUUCGAUCGAGAUUAUGAACAUUUUGCUGUUGCUGGUGUUUCAAAAAAGAUCAAACUAUAUGAAUAUCAAUCAAUAUUAGAUAAUACAGUUGAUUUACAUUAUCCUGUAAAAGAAGUUUUAUGUACAGCUAAAUUAAGUUGUAUUAGUUGGAAUCCAUAUCUAAGAAACUAUUUAGCAUCAAGUGAUUAUGAUGGAUUUGUUUCUAUCUGGGAUAUGGCAACAGCACAAAAAGUUCGAACUUUUCAAGAACAUGAAAAGCGUUCAUGGAGUGUUGAUUUUUGUUCAUCUGAUCCAAAAUUACUUGCUUCUUGUUCUGAUGAUUGUAAAGUUAAAAUUUGGUCAAUGCAUAAUGAUUAUUCUGUAACAACCAUCGAUGCAAAAUCCAAUGUUUGCUGUGUUAAAUUUAAGCCUGAUUCUCAAUACAAUAUUGUUUUUGGCACAGCUGAUCAUAAUUUAUAUUAUUUCGAUCUACGUAAUCCACGUGAACCUUGUCAUUUAUUAAGAGGUCAUAAAAAAGCUGUGUCGUAUGCUCGAUUUCUAUCAAACAAUGAAAUUGUCUCAGCAUCAACAGAUAGCCAACUUCGCUUAUGGCGUGUCACAGAAGGACAAUGUUUAAGAACAUAUCGUGGACAUGUUAAUGAAAAGAAUUUUGUUGGUUUAGCUGUGUCAAAUGGUUAUAUUGCCUGUGGAAGUGAAAGCAAUACAGUACAUUUAUAUCAACGUGAAAUAUCUCGACCAUUAAUUAGUUAUAAAUUUGAUGAUACGAACAAUGGACCUGCCAAAACAGCAACAGUUAAUGCUGAUCGAGCAAAAAAGGAAGAAACUGGAACAGAAUUCGUUAGCGCUAUGUGUUGGAGUAAUCGUGAAAAUAUUUUAUUAGCAGCAAAUAGUCAAGGUGUUGUUAAAGUCUUGGAAUUGGUCUAA
This is a messenger RNA of Rotaria socialis, 2160 nucleotides long. The record is from the annotation of a GenBank genome assembly. Lineage: Eukaryota; Metazoa; Rotifera; Eurotatoria; Philodinida; Philodinidae.